Ziziphus jujuba (common jujube) is the source of this 8648-nucleotide messenger RNA. RefSeq names its product protein NO VEIN. Bases 120 to 8363 code for a protein of 2747 amino acids. The transcript is spliced from 13 exons. Gene Ontology annotation, biological process: leaf vascular tissue pattern formation; embryo development ending in seed dormancy; root development. Lineage: Eukaryota; Viridiplantae; Streptophyta; Magnoliopsida; Rosales; Rhamnaceae. Gene Ontology annotation, cellular component: nucleus. The record is from RefSeq and is a predicted model, not a curated record.
UCAAACACAGGGCACCGCCACAACUCUCCAAAAACCUAUGCAUACAAAAUACAUAUAAAUACAAACACUUUCUCUUCUUCAUCUUUCCCACCCUUUCUUCUUCUUCUUCUUCUCCGGCCAUGCGCGGAAACCACCCUUCUAGAUUCCGUCCUACCGCCGGCGGCGGCGGCGGCCGGAGGCAGCAGCAGCAGCGGCGGCCUUUUCAAGCUUCAAACCCAAACAACAUGCCGCAGAGGUUUCAAGCUCCAAACCCUACUAACAAUAUGCCGCAGAGGUUUCAAGCUCCGAGCCCUAACAAUAUGCCGCCGUUUCAACCUGCAAACCCUAACGUUGUUUAUACUCAACCACAACAGCAGUAUCAGAACCAAAAUGGUGGAUUUCCACUCCAGCAGUUUCCGAGUCCGGGGUUUCAUCAGCCUCAGCCUUCUCAGAACUUGAGGGAACUGAUUGAGAUGGUCGAUCGUGCCGUUGUGAAGGCUCGGCGAGACCUUCUGGCCGCCGGAGAAAGCGUAACGGCGUGGAAGGUUUCUCAGUCGGCGCUUCUGAUGCUUCAGAUUGAUAACUGGGGCUCUUUGGGGUUUCAAAUGCAGCAAGUGCCGUCUCUUCGCAGCUUAAUACACAUUGAAGCUAAGAUAAAUGCAUUUAUCAAUUGCUUUGUUGCGGUCCGUAGAAUUACGUCAUUGUACGAUUUGGAAGUGGCAAUAUGCGACAAUGAGGCCAUUGGGCAGUUUGAAGAGCUGGAAUUGGGUCCUUUUUUGAGACACCCGCUAGUUCAGCAUUAUUUCUCAGUUAAUUUAGAUACAACUGAAGUAUUUAAGAUAACUAGUGAAGAAAUAAUAGCUUUGCUUAAUCGAUUCAUGUACUCUAGUAAAAAUAAAGAUAUUAAAGUUGAUGAAUUUUUGGAUUUCAUCUGUAAGAAGCGAUCAGUUUCAGGCAAGGAAAAGCUUGGUAUACGAAUUCAAAGCUUGGGGAUGCAUAUUUCUGCAAUCUCAAAGGCCAGGAAUUCAGAGAGUGCUGUUCUAAAGAAACAUCAAGGUACAUCUGAACCAAAAUUUGACAAGAAAUGCAGAAAGCGCCCUCUUUCUCCCUCACAGAAAAAGUUACUAGAUGAACGUUUCAAUGCCAUUUCAGAGCGUGUUGAAAACUUCUCACACGUGAACAAGAACUUUUGUGGCAAGCACAUAAAAUUUGAUUCAACAAGCUCAGAGGAUGAACAAACUGAUGAUUGUAAGUAUGAUGAUGAUAAUGACUCUGUUAGUGGAGGUCAUAUGGAUUUCUCAUCACAAUCCAUUAAGAGUUCUGAACAAAUAAGUAGUUGUCCUUACCCGUCUGCAACCGAAGAGAUGAAACGGCUUGGAUUGAAAGGUGAAAGCUGUAGUGGCCUUUCUCCAGCUAGUGCUAUCCAAAGGAACUAUCAGGAUGGUGUACCAGCUAAAAAGCAAAGAAAAUAUGACAAUCCAAACGUCAUAGAGAAAAGUGUUCUUCCUUCUGAGAAUAGUCCUAAAACCAAGAAGUUUAACCAUAUGGCAGAUUUUUCAAUGGCCAAUGAUUCUUUGGGGAGCUUCAUAUCAACCUGGAAGGAAGUGUGUAUAGGACAUACAGUUACCGAGGUGUUUGAGAAGAUGCUUCAUUUUAUCAUACAAAAUCAGCUGGGGAGGAAAUUUAGGAUAACAAAUGCACUGCGGAAGAAAAUAAAAUUCAUAUUUUCAUCUUAUCCAUUCAUUGGGUUGCUGAAUGUUGCUGUUUCAUCUAUCAAAAGGGGAAUGUGGGAUAGCAUUUAUGAUACUUUCCAAACAAUCAGUCAAAAUAAUUUAACUAAAACAUUUGAUGGGGAUCCCGAGUCUGAACGUAUAACUGUUGAACCAAGUUUGAAGAACACAGUAGAAAUUGCUGAACACUUAGAUGAGCAUCCACACAGUGUUUCAGUGGAAGAUAUUAUCAGUAAAAUAGCAACAUAUCCUGAACUUGAUCAUGACAUCCAAAACAACAAGAAAUCUCGUAUGGAGAAAUUAUUUAUCCUCUUCAGGAACCUUUACAACUGUGAGCAUUGGCUGAUGGAACAAUUUUCUGUCAAGGAGUUUAGAUCCCUUGGUUAUGGGAAUUUUCCACUAUUUUUAGAAAAAUAUCUCUCUCUGCUACCACGAGGGUUGUGGAACUUCUUAAUUGGUGACAUAGGUGAGAAACCUCCCUUGGAGGUUUGCAUGAUGAAUCACCAGUUGGUUGUAUUAGUAUCACAAGCUUCAAAUAAUUUAUGGGAGAAUGGAAAAAUUACCAAGCAGAAUAUAUCUUUGCUGCUUAUGAGACAGUUCCCAUUCAUUAGUUUCGAAGUUACUGAAAAUGGUUCUCUGGAAGACUUUUCAAGUAUUGUGUUGAAGAAUAAAAAUAACGUAAUUUCUAAAUCUGUUGUAUUUUCUGUAACAUUACAUGGAACAAGUGAUGCUGUGGAUUCGUUAGCCCAAUAUGAGAAUGACUUAGUUGAGAGCGCUUCGGUGGGACUUCAUGGUGGCCAGAUAGCAAGAAUCCCUGUAGCUUCUACGUCUAAGGAUGCAGUUAAAGUCUUACUGAAGGCUCCAAUGUUGUCAGAUUUAAACUUAUGGUCACAUUGGGACCUUUUGUUUGCUCCCUCUCUUGGUCCUCUUGUACCUUGGUUAUUAAAUGAAGUCACGACAGAUGCACUUUUAUGUUUGGUGACCAGAGAUGGGAAGGUGAUUCGAAUAGAUCAUUCAGCUACUGUAGAAUCAUUCUUGGAAGCUGCAAUUAAAGGAUGCCCUUUCCAAACUGCGGUGCAGUUGUUAUCUCUGUUCUCUGUGGUCGGGGGAGAAAAGCAUGUUCCUGAAUCCCUUUUGAAAUGCCAUGCACAAUAUGCAUUUAAAGUGAUCUUGAAAAAUUCUCUCGAUGGUAUUGAUUUAAAUGACAGUGCAAAUCCUGUGCUUCAUGGAAAAAUGUCUUGCACGGAGGAAAUAUCUAAAGUUGGCAUUGGUAAUUUUGGAAGCGAUUUAGACAACAACUUGAGCAAAACGGAUAUUGCAGUAGCUUCUAUAUCAAGGUUUGUCCUUGACAGUCUUAAAUAUCUACCUGCAGAAUUCUGUGGAUUUGCUGCUGAUAUAUUUCUUUUUGGGAUGCGAUCCAUCAUAAAAGAUGCUGCUUCGGCCAUUUUAUGUGAAUGCAGCAAAACAGAACGUCUGAUGCUUCAUGAAAUAGGAUUAUCUCAUGGGGUAAUGGAAUGGAUUGAUGAUUACCAUGCAUUUUGUUCGAAUGAUGCUACUGAUAUGGUCAUGCCUACAGGUUCAUGCUUGACAGCAGCUAGAUCUGAAAUACAGUUAGACUCAAGAUGUAACCAAGAUACAUCAGAUAAGUCUUUCACAUCUGAAUCAGGGAUAGGUGGAUCUGUUGGGGAUGAUGGACACAAUGGACAAUGUACCAAGGUUAGUUCUGUGAUCAGUGGUGCAGAUGCUAGAAUUGGUAGGGACACGAAACAUCUUUCUGAAAUUGGUGAGCGUGAAGAUGCAGCCCUUGUCAUUGAGUCUAUCAGGAGAGAUGAAUUUGGUCUGGAUCCAAGCCUUCCGGAGGCUGAGAGUAGCAUGGUAAGGAAACAGCAUGCUCGCUUAGGGAGAGCAUUGCACUGCCUUUCACAGGAAUUAUAUUCUCAGGAUUCACAUUUUCUUCUUGAGUUGGUCCAGAAUGCUGAUGAUAAUGUCUACCCAGAAUAUGUGGAGCCAACUCUAACAUUCAUACUUCAAGAUUCAAGUAUCAUUGUUUUAAAUAAUGAGCGAGGUUUCUCUGCCCACAAUAUUAGGGCGCUGUGCGAUGUUGGGAAUUCAACAAAAAAGGGAUCUAAUGCUGGAUAUAUAGGCCAGAAGGGUAUUGGGUUUAAAUCAGUAUUUCGGGUGACAGAUGCUCCAGAGAUUCAUUCCAACGGGUUUCAUGUUAAGUUUGAUAUAACUGAGGGUCAGAUUGGUUUCAUUUUGCCAACAAUUAUACCUUCUUGUGAUAUUGGCUUGUUUAGUAGGCUUGCAUAUAGUGGUGAUGAUCAAUUGGAAUGUAAUAGCUGGAACACUUGCAUUGUGCUUCCUUUUAGAUCUAGACUAAAAGAAGGAACUGCCAUGAAAAACAUAAUUUCCAUGUUUUCGGAUCUUCAUCCAUCUUUGUUACUCUUUCUUCACCGCCUCCAGUGUAUCAAGUUUAGAAACUUGCCUGAAGAUUCAUUCACUGUCAUGAGAAAAGAAAUUGUGGGAGAUGGUAUUGUUAAAGUCUCACAUGGGAAUGAUAAAAUGACAUGGUUUGUUGUUUCUCAGAAGUUACAGGCAGAUUUUAUUCGCCGUGAUGUACAAAUGACAGAAAUCUCGAUUGCAUUUACCCUGCUGGAAUUAGAAAAUGGUGGUUAUAGUCCACACUUGGUUCAGCAGCCUGUUUUUGCUUUUCUUCCUCUAAGAACUUAUGGCCUGAAAUUUAUCCUUCAGGGUGAUUUCGUUCUUCCUUCAUCAAGAGAGGAAGUGGAUGGAGAUAGCCCAUGGAACCAGUGGUUAUUGUCAGAAUUUCCAGGUUUGUUUGUCAAGGCAGAGAGAUCUUUUUGUGCUCUUCCAUAUUUUAGAGAAAAUCCAGGAAGAGCUGUUGCAGCUUACAUGAGCUUUGUUCCACUUGUUGGGGAAGCGCAUGGCUUUUUUUCUGUUCUUCCACGAUUGAUUAUUUCUAAGUUACGCGUGUCUAACUGUUUACUUUGGGAGGGAUACCACAAUGAAUGGGUUCCUCCUUGCAAGGUUGUCAGAGGUUGGAAUGAGCAAGCCCGCUAUCUUCUUCCUGAUGGAUUACUUCGUGAGCACCUAGGCCUUGGAUUCUUGGAUAAGAAUAUAGUUUUGUCUGAUGCACUUGCAAUGGCACUGGGUAUUGAGGAAUAUGGACCCAAAAUUCUACUUCGAGUUAUGUCUUCCUUAUGUCACACAGAAAAUGGCCUCAAAUCAAUGGGCCUUGGCUGGUUGUCCUCUUGUCUAAUUGCACUUUAUUCAAUGUUGGUAGAUUCCUCUGACAGAGCUUCAUUAGGUCCUGGAGUUGAACUAGAAUUUAUAAAUGACCUUCGAAGAAUUCCCUGUAUUCCUCUCUCAGAUGGUAGAUAUGGCACAGUAAAUGAAGGUACAAUUUGGUUACAUUUUGAUGCCUUAUCCACUGGUUUUGAAGGUGACCAUGGACUUGAAUCUUUCCCAAAUUUAUAUGCUAAACUUCGGAUUGUAAGUCCUGCCCUCCUAACUGCAUCAUCUCCUGAUGGUUCACAUGUUGAUUUGACUAUGGUUGAUAAACUAAACAGAAUGCUUUAUAAAGUUGGCAUUGAGCGUUUGUCUGCGCAUGAAAUCAUCAAGGUGCAUAUACUGCCAGCGAUAUCUGCUGAGAGAAUUGAAGAUGGGGAUGAGAAUUUGAUGAUAGAAUAUGUUUGUUUUGUGAUGUACCACCUACAGUCAAACUGCUCUGAUUGUCAUGUUGAAAGGGAGUCAAUAAUCUCAGAAUUGCGAAAUAAAGCUUACAUUUUAACAAAUAACGGCUUUAAGCGACCGGCUGAAGUUUCAAUUCAUUUCAGUAAAGAAUUUGGAAAUCCUAUAAACAUAGAAAAGUUGACUGGUUUUCUGGAUAUUAAUUGGAAUGAGGUCAGCAUCUCUUAUUUGAAGCAUCCAAUCAAUAAGUCGCUUCAAUAUGGACUGACAAACUGGAGGGAAUUUUUUGAAGGAAUUGGCAUCGCUGAUUUUGUAAAAGUAGCACAAGUUGAGAAGAACAUUGCUGAUGUUCUCACUUUAUUUAAGAAUUUGAUGACAGAGGGAGACUUGAUUUCCCCUGGAUCAAUUGCCAAAGAUUGGGAAUCUUCUGAGUUGGUUGACUUGAUGUCCAUAGUGAGCAGGGAGGGUAACAAUAAAUGUUGUGCAUAUCUCUUAGAGGUUCUUGACACGUUGUGGGAUUCUUCCUUUAGUGACAAAGCAACAGGUUACUGCACUUCUAAAUCUGCUGGGGUUAGCAAGUCGUUCAAGUCAUCAUUUAUGAGCAGCAUCAGUGAUGUAAAGUGGGUAUUAUCAAGCAUGGACAGUGAGCUUCACUAUCCUAAAGAUCUAUAUCAUGAUUGUGAUGCAGUUCGAUCAAUACUUGGUUCAUCUGCGCCAUAUGCUGUCCCAAAGGUAAGAAGUGAAAAGUUAGUAAGUGAUAUUGGGUUUAAGACUAAAGUUACACUUGAAGAUGUUCUUGAAAUUAUAAAACUAUGGAGAAGAUGUGAGACCCCAUUCAAAGCCAGCAUAAUGCAAAUGUCUAAACUAUACGCAUUUAUUUGGAAUGAAAUGACCACUUUGAAGAAGGAUCUGGCAGAAGAGUUUUGUUCUGGACCUUUCAUAUUUAUUCCAUUUUUUUCUGGCUCAAAGCAUGGGGAUGUGGUGUCUGGUAUGUUUCUGUCUCCUAAUGAAGUGCAUUGGAAGGAUUCAACUGGUGCUAUGGACCAAAUGAAGAAUAUCAAUUGUCAGCACCUCUCAGCAGAUUUAUCUCGCCCCUUGAACAAGACAUUGUACAGCUUUUAUCCAAACCUUCAUGACUUCUUUGUUGUUGGCUGUGGCGUACAUGAGUCCCCUCCUCUGCGUAGUUACCUUCAGAUUCUGCAGCAGUUAUCCAGUGUCAAGUUGCCUUCACAGGCAGCUACUUCUGUUUUUAAAGUUUUCCUGCAGUGGACUGAAGGUCUGAAAUCAGGAUUGAGUCCAGAGGAUGUUGUUUACUUGAAAGAAUCUCUUAAACAGAUCGAGUGUACAGUGCUUCCUACUGUACAAGAUAAAUGGGUUUCUGUGCACCCUUCCUUUGGUCUUGUGUGCUGGUGUGAUGAUAGGAAGUUAAAAAAGAAAUUUAAGCAUGUUGACGGCAUUGAUUUUGUAUACUUUGGUGAACUGAGCAAGGAUGAUAAAGAGACAGUUAAAACUAAAGUGUCUGUCCUCAUGAAAACUUUAGGAAUACCUGCACUUUCAGAGGUUGUAAGUCGUGAAGCAAUAUACUAUGGUCUAGCAGACUCCAACUUGAAAGCUUCACUUGUGAAUUGGGCUCUUCCUUAUGCUCAGCGCUACUUGUAUAGCAUACAUCCUGAUAAAUACUCUCAACUCAAGCAGUGUGGAUUCAGUGCUCCAAAUACUCUACAAGUAGUUGCUGUUGAGAAGCUGUUCUACAGGGAUGUUAUAAAGAGUUGUGGUGGUGCAUCUGAUAAGCGAAUUGAAUCUACCUGUCUUUUGCAGGGUAAUAUUUUGUAUACAACCGAAGAAUCAGAUGCUCAUACCUUAUUCAUGGAGCUUUCUCGUAUGUUUUUUGAUGGUGUUCCUGAAUUACACUUGGCAAAUUUCCUCCACAUGAUCACAACCAUGGCAGAAUCAGGUUCCACAGAGGAUCAAACAGAGAUUUUUAUCUUGAAGACUCAAAAGAUACCAAAGCUUCCUGAUGAAGAAUCCAUUUGGUCCCUUAAAUCUGUGUCUUCGAUACCAGAGACUGAUGAAUUGCUCCAGACGAAUGUUGUGUUGACAAAUGCAAAUGAGCAAAGUACAUCUAAAUCCAAAAGGAGAGCCGGAAUUCACUCAAGCUGGCCUCCUGCGGAUUGGAAAACUGCACCAGGUUUUGCUUAUGCUCGUGCAAAUGGUUUUAGGACAAAUGCUUCUGUUGCAACCCCUAGUGGCAGCUCACUGAAGAAAGAUGAGGAUGAUUGUCAAGGCAUUUUCCGUAAUGAUAGCAUCACUCCAACCUCAAUUGAUAAUGACUGGACUUUUGAAGAUGAUUCACCUACAACAUCGACUGCUUUGAUUUUGUCGGACUCCAAUAAUUUAGAACACUGUGGCUAUGUCUACAAGGAGGCUGAUUUGCAUAGUGAACUUGAUCCCACUGAUUCAAAUCCCAUCUCUGAGCAUCCUGAAUCUUGUUCAUCUACUUUUAGCAAGAGAGAUCUUUGUUUUGGUACACCCAAUCCAGUGCAGGCAAUGUUAACCGGGAGACUUGGUGAGCAUCUUGCUUUUAAAUAUUUCACUGGGAAAUUGAGCAAUUCCUAUGUAAAUUGGGUUAACAAAGAAAACGAGACGGGUCUACCUUAUGACAUAAUUAUAGAAGAUCAGGAAAACCAGGAAAACGGCAAAGAGUUUAUUGAAGUCAAAUCAACCAAAUCUCCAAGGAAAGACUGGUUCCUGAUAUCAUCGAGGGAAUGGCAAUUUGCUAUGGAGAAAGGCGACGCUUUCAGUAUUGCUCAUGUCGUUAUAUUGGGUAAUAACACUGCAAGGGUCUCGGUGUUUAAGAAUCCUGCAAAUUUGUGUAGGUUAGGCAGGCUACAGUUGGUUGUUAUGAUGCCUAAGCAAGGAAAUGAAUUUUCCGUAGUCUCUUAAAACCACAAAAUUUGGGAUCUUUUCAAGAUCAACUUGAAAUCUUUCUAAGCUUUUAGGCCGAAAAGGUUUUUUGCAGUAUUAGUCAAUUCUUUCUGUUGGUAUCAAUGUAUAUAUUAUUGACAUAUUCUUGGCAGGGUGUUGAGCACAAAAGUCCGCCCUUAAAUACAAUGUGCACGCCCUAUGUACAUGUUUGUAAGGCUAGAUAAAAUUAUACAAGAUAAAAAAUUUUGAAGUUUUGCCUUGUAAAACCUCUAUCUCUAAUUGUGAUUACUUUUUGUAGCUUUU